Cuscuta campestris is the source of this 1681-nucleotide messenger RNA. The record is from the annotation of a GenBank genome assembly. NCBI's taxonomy places the organism in Eukaryota, Viridiplantae, Streptophyta, Magnoliopsida, Solanales, Convolvulaceae.
AUUCGUUUCCAGAGCUCCUACCGGUCCAUCUUCCUCUCGCCUUCCAGCCCUCCGAGCCAAGUAAGCCUCUUCCUUUUCCUCAGCUUUUUCCUUUCGUUCUUCACUUUUGUUUCCGGUCAAUGUCUUCUUCCGAUAGUCAAGACAUUUCCGCCUCAGAUGCCCACGCGUCUGAGGAACCCCUGUCCUCUUCUUCGUCGACCGGGUCAUCUUCACCCAUUUCUAGAACCCGGUCGGUUCCCAACCCUAAUAUCCCCGAACCGCGGCCUGUAAAUCAGAUGCCCGGUCAAGUAUUUCAGGAGAGGGAUGUACCGGCUGAAGACGAGCCGGCUCCUUAUGAUCCUGAGAACGAGUCAUACGAGCAGUGGGUAGACUGGCUGGAAGUGGCCGGACGCAAUGGUCGUCAAUUCAUUUCCGACCUUCCACAAAGUAACCGGCAGUGGAAGGAAAAAUUUGUCUUUAUAAAGUUCCCCACCACUUCUCCCCUGGCCAGCAUAAAGUGGAAUGAUCACAUCCUGAAAUCUCAAUUCACCGAGCCGGCCACAGCUCCAGACUUGGAGGCGAGUUUGGAGAAACUUCUUCAGGGGGAUCCCUUCACCGGGCAGAUGUUCCACUAUGGGGCCUGGAUCUGGAGGAUCCAACCGGGUGGUAGGGGUACCUCUCGGGCCCAUGAGGCAGCGGGGCACGGGGUACCCUCCCCGGGCAACACUGCUGAGGUCGGGGGCCCAAGCCACCCAGAUAUGAAUUUCAGAGCGUUCAACAUGCCGAAGACAACCGGUGGUUCUUCUUCCUCGGCCCCCAAAACUGCCCCGUUCCAGGAGGAGACAAUCGAAGUUCAUUCCGAGGAUGAAGCCAAUCCGACUGGGGGGGUUCCCCAGACCGGAAAGGCACCGGCGAAUCCCUCCCCAAACAAGGGAAAAGGAAAAAAGAGGGUGAAGCACGCGGCCACCACCCAUCCAUCGGCCAAGAAAAGGAGAGGGGAACAUUCCCCGGUCAAAGAAUCGAUGGAAGAGCUAUGGGUCAAGAUGACUCUCAAGCUGAAAGAGAUGGGCCAGGUCUGCCCGGAAACUUUGGAGAAGCUCGCAGAGGACUCCCCCUCCCGGUCACUUCAGCUUGAGGAGAAACUGAAGGGAGUUGAAGCCCACAACCGGGAGCUGCAGGAUCUGAUAGCCCGGCAGCUUGAAGAGGUGUCCAACCUUUCUGCGAUUGCCGAGGGGGCCAAGGCAGAGACCCUCCGGCUGAAGGAGGAAAACUUGAAGUUGAUGGAGGACCUGGAGCUGAAGGAGCGAGAGUUCCCCGGCAGAGCCAAGCAGUGGGUGGGGGAGAACCUGGAGGAGACUGCCCGGGUGAUUACAUCCACUCCGGAGGUGACGAUAGAGGCCUUCAAGUUCCUCUACCGGGAGGAACAAGGGAAGGAGAUGAUCACCCAAAUCGGCUCGUAUGGUUUCAUGUCCGGGCAGAAGAGAGACCGGGAGGCCACGCAUGCAGUCCUGACGGAACGCGACCCGGCCUUCUCUGCUGAAGCAUAUGGUCAGGCCCCCAUUCCUGAUGAAGAGCCUGAACCCCCCUUCCCCCUGGAGUAAAUUCUCCCCGGCUGCGCCCGGUCAUAUUUUGUAAACUUGAAAACUAGAAUUUCCCCGGGGAUGCCCGGUGUGCUUGUAAACAAUUAACUUUCUUGUUCUGU